AUGGUUGAGGAAGCUAGGGUGAUAAAGUUCGAACGACUCUCUGCUCUAGUCCGUGAAGAGGUGCUGGAAGCUGCUGAGCGAGGACUUCCUUUGAAUUAUGGCGUCAUCCGACACAUUGCCCUUCGCAUAAAUUUGGAGCACAAACUUAUCGAUGAUUUCCGAGCUUCCAAGUCAUGGGUUGCCAAGUUUGUGCGGCAGUGCUGCUCGAGAAAGGUGACGCACUUCGUCACUUCAAAGAGCCUCCGUUGUCGACAUGAUGUCGAAGCGGAAGCCGAGGCUUUCGUGAAGGCUGUACGGGAAGAGAUGAAAAAAUAUCCCAGAUCUGCGUUUCGCCAACGCAGAUCAGACAGCUGUGAACAAGGAGCUCCGGUCGGGUCCAAGCAAGUGAUGAGACUGGUCCAUUCAGUCUCAUCACUUACGCACUCAUUCACGGCCAUGCCUGUGAUCUAUGCCGACGGUCGACUCGGAGAAAAACUGCUAGUAAUCCUCCCCGAAAGGGGUGGAGUCUUCCCUCAGUGUGGACAUUGGCAGGCACCCAACCUGCUGGUGAUGGCAGGGAAGACACACAUAAUGACAAAGGCGCAGGUACCAACUUUCGUCGAGGAGUGUGUGGUCGGGUCGUCUUCCCCUCCACUGACUAUACUCCUAGUCGAUAGUUGGAGUGGAUUCACGGACCACUCCAAUGUGCUGUCAAAGGUGCCUGAUGGGAAGGAAGUGCGAUUAAUGACCAUACCAGCGGGAGCAACAGCCCUUUGUCAGCCAUUGGAUGUGUACUUCUUCCGUGUAUUCAAGCGCUACAUCCGUCGCAUAUACGAUCAUGUAGCGCACCAUCACCCUGACUUCACCUACAACAGGGACAACAUCCUCAAAGUCUCGGCAUGGCUGACGAAGACAAACGGAGAAGGCCGAGGAUGGAAGAGCAGUCCGGCUCUAAUGCAGCAAAGGCGAACUACGAGAAUGGUGAAAGCAUGGCUGUUGCGUUGCUGCAUCACCAUAGCUGAUUGCCCAUUUGGUACCCGCUUGGGUACAACAGAUGAACAAAAUUCCAUUUCAACUAUUUCCGAAAUCCCUCGAGUUGUGGUGACUGUGGCAGGAGAUGUCAAAGAUGAUCGGCCCAAGUCUUCGUGUCUUUCGCUAAUGUACAAUUUCUCUGAACAGGAGCAAGAGCGAUCGCUGUCAUCUAGAUGUUCGUUCAGUCUUGAUUUGGAUCAGACCACUGCUACAGAAAUCCCGUUGCAUUCGCUGAGUCUCGAUUCUUGUUAG
Cooperia oncophora is the source of this 1263-nucleotide messenger RNA. Lineage: Eukaryota; Metazoa; Nematoda; Chromadorea; Rhabditida; Trichostrongylidae. The record is from the annotation of a GenBank genome assembly.